Carassius auratus (goldfish) is the source of this 1575-nucleotide messenger RNA. Its product is annotated as IQ motif and SEC7 domain-containing protein 3-like. The transcript has 4 exons. Lineage: Eukaryota; Metazoa; Chordata; Actinopteri; Cypriniformes; Cyprinidae. Bases 234 to 1034 code for a protein of 266 amino acids. The record is from RefSeq and is a predicted model, not a curated record.
GAAUUUCCUCAUCCCUUUCCAGUACUGUGACUUCCAAAACUGAAUUGAACUUUGAGGAAAUCUCCGAUUAAAACGACUGACUAUUUUAGCCUGGCUACCCAACUCUAACUCCAACACAUUUCCAUCUCUCCCCCCCACCCGCUCCACGUGGGUGGGGGGAGAGCUUCCUCUUACGGGGUGGUCCUAGAAGCUUAUCCUGGCAGACAGUGACUGUCAGUCAGGUGUCCAUCAGCAUGGAUACUGGGCAGGGCACCCCGGAAAGCCCUAACCGGGCUGUGGAGUACCUGCUGGAGCUUAACAACAUCAUUGAGAGCCAACAGAAGCUUCUGGAAACUCAACGGCGGCGCAUUGACGAGCUUGAGGUGCAGCUGGAACGGCUCAGUCAGGAGAACAAAGACCUGAGGUUGGACCGAAAGCCCUGCCCACCCCCACCUCCACCUCCUGUCCACCCUGUCCAGCCACCCACUUCUAACGCUGCAACCUCCACCAAAGUCUAUGCCAAUCAGACUCCCAACAGCAGGCCCAUCCCGAUACCCAUCCCGGCUCCAGCUCCCCCUCCCCCACCACCACCCGUGCCACCACGGGACCGUCGCGUCAAUGCCAACACUCACAUGAGACUUGGCCAAAGCCUGUCAGCUGGAGCCAAUGCCACCGAGCGAGAGAGGGUCCGAGACCGGGAACGAGACUGCACCACUACCAGUUUGGGAUGCUCCCUGCAGAGACCGCCGCAAGGAUACUCCUGCAACAAAGACAGGUCACCACACUAUUCCACCUGUAGUACUUCUACUCGUACCAAUUCUUCCACCUCCUCUACUGCUACUCCAGCUUCUACCUCUGUCCACAACAGUUUGACCGCAAACAGCCACUCCACCCACCACCAGUACUGCUGCCCCGCGCGGCUCCUUCUGCCCAAGCCGCCCUGCGCCCUCCCCCCUGCCCGGCACCCGGAGCAGGCAAGAGAGGAUGAGGACGAUGACAUCGCCCAUCAGUUCUGUUGCCCCGCCUCUGAGUGCAGUAGCCCCUCCUCUAGGUAACCAGCAGACUUGUUGGCCCAACCCCUGACAGCAUCCCCAGUAUUUCCUUGCCCACACCAACAAGACUGUAUUGGGUACACUUGUCAAUCACCUGGAUGCUAAACUUGAACCAAGUGCAUCUGAACCUGCAGCCUAAAUGCAGCUGAUCUUAAUUUGAACUGAAACCGAUGAAAAAUAUCCUUUGCACUAGCAUGUCAUCUGCAUCCUACCACCUCUCAGAAAUGGACAAAUAUCCUGUGACCGAAACAGGUAAAAGAGAUCGAAAACCAUUGCUGUACAGUAGUAACAAGGGGACAUAAUGGAAAAGAUCUGAAGUGGAAGAUCAGCCCGAAGAGAUGAAGAGAUUUUCUCCACCUCCGUCUUAUCCCCCGGUUCUCUCAUUGUCGCAGAAUAUCAGCUUCUCUUUGUUUCUUGCUUUUGUCUUUCUUCCUCUGGCCUCUGUAUCUUGUGUGCCAAACACCUGUGUAACUUUAGUACAGUCUGUGAUGUGUUUGUUCCCACAUUUAGUGUCAAAAGAAAGGGUGUGUGUGUGUGUGUAUCA